ACUGUGUUGUUCCUGACGUGUCUGUGUAGCCUGAGAAGCUGUAUGUUACACACGGCAGAGGCUCUUCGUGAGCAUGAAGAGCACUGGGAAGCACUUGCGGGGCAGAUCUUCUAAUUAGAAGGCAGGUUUGGCUAUCUCCUGAUUGAGGAGAGUCGAAAUACUGGUUGCAAGUGAACCCUGUCAGCCUAUUGGAUGUCCCUGAGAAUAUAAGAAGUCAUGGCAGAAAACGAUGCAAUGCCAACCUUACCAAAAAAGUGUGGCCCAUACAUUUCAUCUGUAACCAGUCGUGGCAUGAAUUUGGUAAUUCGUGGCAUAGUGCUGUUUUUUAUUGGCGUAUUUCUUGCAUUAGUAUUAAACUUGCUUCAGAUCCAGAGAAACGUUACUCUCUUCCCCCCUGAUGUGCUCACAAGCAUCUUCUCCUCAGCCUGGUGGGUACCACCUUGCUGUGGCACAGCAUCAGCUGUGAUUGGGUUAUUGUACCCAUGCAUGGACAGACAUCUGGGAGAGCCACAUAAAUUUAAGAGAGAAUGGUCCAGUGUCAUGCGAUGUGUAGCUGUCUUUGUGGGAAUAAAUCAUGCCAGCGCUAAAGUGGAUUUUGCCAACAAUAUCCAGUUGUCUCUCACAUUAGCAGCACUGUCAAUUGGACUGUGGUGGACAUUUGAUAGAUCACGGAGUGGCUUUGGUCUUGGAGUAGGAAUUGCUUUCCUGGCCACGUUGGUGUCACAGCUUCUGGUCUACAAUGGAGUUUAUCAGUACACAUCUCCAGAUUUCCUCUAUGUUCGUUCCUGGUUGCCAUGUAUAUUUUUUGCUGGUGGAAUAACUAUGGGCAAUAUUGGCAGGCAGCUGGCAAUGUAUGAAUGCAAAGUCAUUGCAGAGAAGUCUCACGAAGACUGAGGAGAAACCAUAUGCACCUUUUAAACAGGAAAAUAAUCUGACAAACGACUGUCAGAGGAGCAUAAGGAACAUUUGACUAUGAAAUUGCCAAAAUGCAAUUUUUUUUCCUUGAGUGGUAUACUUUACUGCAAUCUGUGAUUGCUGCUCUAUAGAAACCUUGAUGUCUGAUUUUGAUUACUGUGAAGUUACAAUAGUAUGCAAUACAUUUGACAAUACUGGUUCAAUUAUAGGAUUCUCUUCCCCAAAUGGAAAUUGAGUCUGCUGUAAGCUCUGGGUCUGUCCCUAAUGUUGCAGUGCCAAACUGAACCUUUGCACUACGUUUCUGUACCUGAAACUUCUGCUUCACUUUAUCUUGAAAGUUUUGAGGAUUUUGUUCUUAAUAGCUCAGUGAGGGACGGGGGAUUCCAAUUUAGGAAUGGACAUCUUCUGUUUCCAUGAUGAUAGCUUGUAAUAUCUUUAUGAAAUUAAUGGAAUACAGGUGAGCUUUGAUGUAGUGAGUAGCUGAUUUCUGCCUUUUAACAGAGUAUCAUUCUUCUUGCUCACAUCACAGGUGAGGAGACUUAAUAUGGACUGUAUGGGCUGUUCGUGUCAUUCCUCUGUGGUACAUGCCUAGUAUCACAGGAUCCAUAAGGGGAAGCCGAGGCUGGAAGUUCACUGUUUUUUCCCCUGGUGCAACCAGUAUAUAUGUUUGCAUAGGAAUUUAUGUGGACCAUCAUCAGAUGUGGGCAGAUUCUAAAACAACUUCUGAUGUUGAAUAGCAGGAUACAGUUGGGGUCAUUAUUGUGCAAUUCGCUAAGCUGACUUGUGUUGAUCCCUUAUUAAAAAAAAAAAAAUUAUAUAUAUAUCUUAGGGAGCUUUUACUGCAAAACUUAAUUUUGCUGGACUAAAUCAGUCACGACUAGACAGUGUCAUAAACCUCUCCAUUACCAAUUGUUAUUCUUGAUAGUUCUUGUCUCCUACCUGUUGGUAGGGAUCCACAGAAAGAGGCAAGGCUGUAUUUUAGAUAUUGAUGUAGCCCUUAUGUCGGUGACUAUGGUCCAGGCAACCAGAAAUGCAUUUGUUCUCGUAGCAGUUUUCUGAGGUAGAGAAAUACUGUCACCCCUGUUUUACAGGUGGCUGUGCACAGAAAAUGUGAUGGGACAGAGAGGUGAAAUAGGCUGUGUGCCAGUUGGUCCUUAAGAAGAAGGAUUUUGGUGUGUGAUGCUUACUUGGGGGCAUACAUGGAAUUUCCUCUUGGCUUUGCAGCACCCUUUUAAGACCAGGAGAUAAAAGAACUUGUGCAAGAAGGCAGAAAGCAGACUUCAAGAGGACACUCCUAACCUGUGCCAGCAGUGAAUUUGGCAUGGGAUGCCUCCACUUCGUUUUCCCCCUCCUAUCUCUGUGUUGAUGAUGUUUUAAUGUGUUUGUUUUCCUUUUUUUGUCUCGAUGCACUAUUUUUUAAAUUUUCCAUGAAAGGUUUAUGAGAUAUGUUACAGUCACCUAGGGAGGCUGGAGUUUGUCCAAAGAACAAAUAGAUGUUUAGAGAAGUUUUUAGUAAUAAAUGUGUGUAUGCAUUGUACACAAAGCUUGAAAUAGGCAACUCUUUUUCAAUCUUAAUGCUAAUCUCUAAGUCUGAAAAGUAUACAAUGGAGUGCUUCCAAAAGCAUUGUGACAAAAGAGGUGGUCACAAAGUGAAAAUUUCAUGAAUGGGGAAGUGUAAAAACAAUAAAUAAGGUAGUGAUCUGUAAAGAGCUUGGUUCUGCAGCUCCACAAAGUUUCAUCACCUUACUGUGAUUUCAUGACAACUCUAACACCUGCAGCAAACUUUCAUUGGGCAAUGUUUUCGAGAUGUGCUUUGCUUUAAGCAGAGGUAGAAUAUAUGUAAGUGGAUCACUGACUAGAGAUUUUGUUUAAUCAAACCAUACAGCAAUAAGAAACAUUUUCUUAAUUAAACAAAUUGUUGGGGCAUGAACUAAGGGUCAGUUUCUUUAGGCAGGCUCUGGCAUUUUACUGAAGAAGGCCUGUUAGUGACUUUUAGGUCACUUUCUGUACAGUAUUUGGCCUUGACCAUCUUCUUGACUUAAACGAAAGGCUUCAGCUUAGCUUGCAGUGUGAUGAAUCCCUCUUGAAUUAGCAGGGCAGGAACGGCAUAAAAUUUCAGAUGUUUCUUAUCCUAGCUGUAGGGAAUAACAUGGUACAUCAGUAGCCAGUGUGCUGACUUGGGAAACAAUUCACUUGCAUCAUAACCAAUAAGUGUAUGCAACCAGAGAUGAGCGGGUUUUAUUAUUCACUUGGUGGUAGAACUGCUUUUAUCUGCUGGUCUAAAUAUUUACACAGAAGAAGCCUUGUGUAUGUUAAAAUGUGCAGUAUGUGAGAAGUGGUUAUUGUGCAUCUGUGGCACCCACUUUACAACACUUUGCACUUAGAUUCAUCUAAACCUGAUCAGACAAUGCUGUCUACCAACUUCUUUUAAAUUUCGUUUUGGAAAUUUUGAGCAUGUUGUGCAAAGGCAGCAAUCAUCCAAAAUAAAUUUGGGUGGAGUCCUUUAUUAUAUGUGUUUUAUUAUUUUUCUUCUUCUUUGACUAAAGUUGACACAAGGUUCACAUCUUGGAUGUCAUAUAUUUUCAAACUGCAUUGUCAUUUUAUGGCUGGUGUGUUCAAAACCUGAAAAAGGUUCAUGAUGAGAAUGCUGACACAGCCUUACCUGUAGUGGUGUGAACAUACUGCUACUGUAUAGCAUGUAAUUAUAACAUUAGAAUGUCUGUAAAAUGUUGCUCAAUAGAAAAUGAAUAAGGUAUAUUUUAGAUACAAAUUUAUAAGCACUAUAAUCUCUUCACUAAUUGAACAUUGUAAGGUCUAUGCUGUUUAAGCUGGCAAAUUGCUGUUAAAAGCAACAUAUGCAUUAAAUACAAUUACAACCUUGUUUGAUGGGUUUCUUCUUUCUUUAAGAAAUGAUACUGAUUUUUAAAAUAGACUAAGUUGCCUCCUAUCAGAAAUCUCAUAAUAAUUUUGACUGUUGAGCUGCCAUAUUGGUUGCACAAAACACCUGUCUAGAAAUACUAAGAAAGAAGCAGGCAAGAUGAAAUCAGCAGUGAUUCUAUCAUAAUCAGUAUGCUGAGCAGCCUUGGAAAAUCUGCCCUUUGGCAUCUGCAGUGGGAAUAUUUGAGCUGGGGGAAAAUAAGCCAGAUAACUUCAGCUCCAAUACAGAAAACAGAGAUUUAGAUAUACAUAAUCUCUAUGAAUAUGAAAAAAAAACAACAAACCAUGAAUGGCAGGGAAUCCCUUAAUAUGUUUAUAUUUAUUAAAGUUCUGGUCUGGAGAUGAACUGAAUGUUAUUCUGGUAUUCACAGACUGUCCAUUUGCAGUGCCCAUCACUCUGUCUCAAAAAAGAUGUAACAAAUAGAAGUUUAGAAAUGUGUAAUGAAGAAGCUUUCAGGCAGAGGUGAAGAAAGGGUGGGGAGGGAAGUUCAUUGGUGUUUGAGGUCCGGUGCCCACAGCAGGACAGCAAAAGUGGGAGCUGGAAAGAGCACAGGGAGUGAAUGGAAAAUACCUGUGUUUGUGUUGGAUAGAGCAACCUCUGGCCCAAAAAUCCUAACUCUGCUGUCAGAAUGCAGAGUCCUGGGCGUGCCAGCUGUCUGACCAGAGGAAUUAGAGCCAAGGAUAGCAAUGACCAUAAUUUUACCUCGUCACAGCAGUAAGAUCAGUGAGAAGCACACUGGCAAAGCUGCUUUGCUGGAGACAUAACCCCUCUUUCAUCUGUAGCUUCUCUGUGAGAACAUUGCCCUCGGGGAUGGAAACUUCAGGUCCUUCCUGCCUGUGCUCUGCCCAAGUGUGUUGAAUGGAAUGUUGCCUGUUUUGGAGAGAAUAUUCCAACCACUGAGCUGCCAGGCUCUCAAAACAAAUUUUCUGCCUCCCUUUAUAACAUAGUUGCUGUAAGCAGCUUGAAGGAGAGUAAACAAAGAAACUUUUCCUCUGUACUUCCCUCUGCCAUCUGGCUGGGAGCUGCUGCAGGGUCCUGUGGGCAUACACCAGCCUUCUCUUUUUAUCUCUCCCAGCAUGUAAGGAAGGGGCAUAAUUUUACCAACUGUGUCACCCUGGAGAUUUUGCAUAUGCUUUUUACAUUUUGGAGCCAUGUUACCAGUAGUUCCUAAUGGUAAUGGAUGAAUAUGACCUGUGGAAAUGAUGUUAAAUAUCAGAUACAAUGCUUAUAAAAGCAUAUGCACAGCUGGGCAGAGGGAAUGUGUGUCUUGCCGUGGGAAUAGCUAUCUAAUGCUUUUAGUUUUGAUGCCAGUACUAAAUGCAAAGCAUGAGUAAUUUUGGAGCUUAAUGUUCAGUACUAAACAGUAAAUGAAAGGUCAGUCCCACAUGUUAACUGUCAUGGAAUAGUAAACACUACUUUAAUUGCUUCAUGCAGCCAGCUUGGAUUUUUGGUGUGUCUGUUGUCAUGUUUUGAGCAGCAUGGUCCAGAGCCUGUUUCUGAUUACCUCCCCCCAGUCAAAUGACAAAGCCUCAAAUUACAGGAUAAAGUUUAUGCCUGGGUUUCUCAGACAGCAUACUGGGAGUUUGUGCUUUGAAUGCUGAAAAGCCAUGUAGAGGAAGACAUAGAUGUAAUUUCUUGAUCUGGGUGGUGCCGAAAUCUAGGUUGAAGUGUAUUUUACAUUUUCUUAAGUUUUUCCAUUCUUGCUGUUUGUUUCUGAAGUGCAGAAGUUUAACAGCUCUCGCUGCACACAUAUGUUGUUUUUUAAGCCUGCCCAGCACAACAUCCAAUAGGAAACAACAUACACAAAUAAGAAAGAAUAUAAAGGGACAGGGCUGCUGUUGAGUUUCCCCAGGCCAAGCCAGUUGGGGGCUCAGUGGUCUCUAUGUGCAUAUGUGUCAGACCCACAACCUGCAACAUCUCCAGAUCAAAGUUCAAGGGAUUUCUUUUCUGUACUGGCAGCAGUUCUGCCUUGACUUUUGCACUUAAAAACCUCUGUGGAAUGUCCACAGGUAUAGCCAUAGGUCUCCUUUUUAUGAAUUUGUUGGCAGAAAUCCUGAAAUCAUGCCUUUUAAGCAAAUAUGGCAAAAUAUUUGUUGAAAGAAAAUCUGCAUUUAUAAAUAUGUUGUCUGAAUUCACAAGGUAAUUCUGCUAUUUCUGUUCUCUGAUUAGCUCAAAGCAGGCAUUUUGUUGCGUGAGAUAAACCAAUGUUUCAGAUAUUUAGUAAUGUUUUUGGUAAACAAACUUCAAAGCAAGAUUUGUUUCAUGCAAUUAUUCAGGGCAAAUGCGUGAACAGAAGAGAAAGCUGGGAGGAGUAGGGAAGCUUGCAAUAGGGAAGCUCUAACAUUUUGCAUAAUGUUGCAAGAAAGAAAAAGAUAAUAAGUGAUCAUUCUGAUUUUCCCAGGUCAUCCUGGCUUUCAAAACAAGAGGGUAAGAGAAGCCUUACAAAAGCAAUACAGUUGUAUUGAUUUGUUCUGAUCUUCAGCUGUUCUCAAAAGGCAUCACUUUAUUGGCCACAAUCACCAGUGUUUUAACUGAUCUGUUUUCCUCUAACCCAGCUUUGCCAGUUGUUUCCUCACUGACUUGGAAUGGCUGGGGUAAGCCUGGCCAUGCCACCAGAAAAUUUGUUGGAAAAUGACUUCAGCAACUUGCUGAAGUUGACUUUGAAUUUGGUGAGAAACUGGUGAUGCUGCUCUGGGCACUUUGGUCAGUAAUGGUGAGGUAAAGGUGAGGGGUGUGACUACCUGGUGUUCAGGUGGGGGUGAAAGUCCCUGUAAGGACAUUAAGUGCAUAGGUCAGUUACAGGUUCUAACAAAAAGCAAGGUUGCCCUGCUCUACAGACAAACAUUUCUUGUCUUGAGUGGUGGGUCCUGCCAUCAGUGUGCCAAAGAGGGAAGAAUAUGCUUUUUUCCUCCUCCUUACUCUUCCUUUGCAGAAAUGUAUAGGAGCUCAAGCUAAGGACAGUUAAUCCCAUUCUUGGACCCAGGGCUAUUUAUAGGCUGGCUUAGCACUGAAAGACUCCACUGCUUUCUUUUUAAAAACAAAUGGUUGUUCUGUGCUGCAUGUCAAGUGCAAUCAUUGCUGAAUGAACUGACAUGCAAAGCCAAGUCUCAGCUGCCCUGGCUUAGCUCCAUCCAUUUCCCUGGGUAUGUGGCAGUUCGUGCUGGUGGGGAAUUUGGCCCACUGGGUUUGAAAGGGAUUAAAUUGUUCAGACCUCACUUCUUUUCUAAUGUGAUACAGGUAAAAAAAAUCCUACAUUUGUGCAACAAGUAAGAGCAGCACACUGUGGAAUCUGCCUCUCCCUCUGCUCUUUCACCACUGAUGAAAACUCUCAUCAUUUUCUGUGAUUUACAAUGUGUGCUUUUUAUAUGGUAUAUCAGCUCUUCAGGAGGACUGGCUUAGGAGAAUCAGAUCUGGCAGAUCAGAUUAAUAAUGAUGCAAAUGCAAAAUGUGGCCACUGAUGAGCUUGUUGUCAUAAAUGCAUGCCAUGAUCUUGCAUUUUACUUAUUUUUGUGUCCAGUACUCUGCUUGUAGGAAAUUCAGCUGAGGAUUUCUGUUGGAGCUCUGCCUGUUCUGAUUAAACUGGAGAGAGAGAAAUAAUACUGCUUUGUGUGGUUUCAGACUCCUCUUACCAACCAGUUUCCUCAAAUGAGUGUAACAAGCAAAAAAUGCAGCUGGAGUAGUGGCUUGAAGAAGAUGAAUUGAAAGGUCCUGAAGAGUGAUGUUUCAAGGAUGUGAAUCGAGGUAGUGAUGUCACUGUGGUGACAAGUGGUAUAAAGAGUGACAGACAUGUAGCAUUGUCUAAGCAAUAAAUGUAGAGAUGCAGUUUUAAGAAGUAACAAAGCUGGUAGAAAGUGAGACAGGUACCCAUUCCUGGAAACAUGGUUUGGGAGUUUGUUCUGUAGACUUUGUUCAUUGCAGCCGGUUCAGGGGAUGAACUCUGGGACAGUGAGGAACAGCAAGAUAAGUGGUCACUGGAUAAGCUGGCUCAAAAUAAAAGAGAUCUUGGAUUAGAUGUCAGGUCAAAAUGCCCACUACAAAGACAAAUACCAAUGGCAUUUGUAUAGUCCACACAUACUGGCUUUUUGAUUUUUUUGAAAUGUAAAUUUAUAAAGGAGAAUCACCUUUAAGUACCAAGGGGCUGACAGAGAUAUCACAAGUUGCAUUUGUGUUCAAAGCUUAACCUCCAAAUCAAGGAGCAUACCUAAAGGCAAGAGGAAGAGUUGGCUUUUUAGGCCCAUGUGUGCCACUCUUAAGGUGCCUUUUUGAACCCCUAGUCCCUGGAUUUGGAGUGAUUCUUGGAAUCUGGAAUCCACUGGAUUUCACCAUUCUGGAUCAGCUCACUGGUAAAUGAGGAUGAUGGUGUACUCCCACAACCUGUGUCUUGCUCUGUGGUCCCUCAGUCUGCUCCCAGGAAGUAAAUAAGCUCAGCCAAGGCAGGAGCAGUUGCCUGGUCUCCUCCGUUCCAUCACAGCACUAGUGCACAUGUCUGUGCAAAGGGAAGGCCUCCUCUUGUCAGCAGUAUUAGCUUCUCUUGCCUUCCACUGAUCAUGAAAGUGAGGCACCAGAGAUGCUCUGCAACAAGAAAGGGAUCCAGAAACCCCCUCAGCUCAUCAGGAAAGCUUCAAAACCAUGAAAGGACAGUACUUGUUUUCUGGCAUCAUCUGAACCAGCUUUUCAUGGAAUACCUACACUUUGACAAACUGUCAAACUUCAUGAUUCCUAAGGUCACAGAAGCUGAUGAAACCCAGAGGGAUGUGGUGAGAUUGGUCAUGUAGCUGCUACACAGCAGAUUACUAUGGGAUGUGACCUAGCAAAGGAACUGCAACACAUCUCCUGACAUGUCUCUUGCACAGCUGCUGUGAGCUACCACUGAGGAGGGACAUAGACACCUGACACUUGUAUAGACAAAUCUUUCUGGGACUUGAUACUCUUGUAAUGCUGACUGAUGUUAAAGGGACUUAACGGAUAGGAAAAGCUGCUAGAAAAUUGUUCUACUCAAGCUCAGAUAAAUGGUUCUGAGUAUCUGCUGUGUGCAAUGAAGAUGAACACGUGUUCAUCACUUUGACAUCUCUUAAAUUAAUAAGGCCCAUUCAUUCUGCUCUCUAAAAUUCUUGAGAACAGUCUCUUACUGCCUGUUGCACUGUCUCUCUGAGAUGGUUCACAAUGUUGUUUAUCCUAAGCAUUGUCACAUUGUACUGCUGAUUAAAAGAUAACUUCCAACUUAAUCUUCCUAUGGGAAAAAUACUUUAGAUCUUUUUUUCCUGCCCUCCUUCAAUAUAAAGCUUCUCUUAAUCACGCUACUAGUUUUAAUUAAACCUGAUGACCUUUUGUUAGGAAUUCUAAUGUAAAAAGGGCUGAUUAGUGCCCAGGCACAACACCUCCUUUUAAAAAAGCGUGUGCAUUUUAUUCUGACAGCCCAUUAACAUCUAACAUCUAUACCUCUGAACAUUUACAUAUGUCCUUAGCUUUCAGGAUGUCUUCAUCCAGUGGAUGUGCCUGAGGCCUGACAUGAGUUGUUAGGUGCUGCAGUCUCUGUUCCUGGGAGCAGAGCGUGGGUUGGUUUGAAGCAUGGAGAGCAACGCCAAGGGUCUGCCCCGUGGCUGGACCUCGGAGGCAGCUGCGAGCAGAAGAUGGAAACCCACCUUCCCUCCUUCAUCCCCACCAGUUCAAAGGAACCUGCCAAAGCUGUGCUCAGAUUCCAGUGAUAGUUGUACAGUUUUGCUUUGCAGUUACGUGAGUGUUGAGAGGGGAAAAAAAAAAAAGUGGUUUCUUUUCAACACCGUCUUGUCAAAAUGCCAAAUGCUGCUUGUUUUUGAUGUUUUCAGUUACUGUUAAAUAAUAGUCUUGCUUCUGUCACAGCUAAUGUUGACUUGAAGGCACUUGUGCAUUUCUCAACUCAAAUGCUAAGCAGACAGGCGUGGGUCUUGACAAAUAUUUUCUGGGCUUGCCCAAGGCAAGUAAAAAUAAGCUUCUACUUAAUCGUUUGUUUUAAAAUUCAAAUUGGUGAAGUAGGCAAUUAAAAAAAUGACAAUUUUCAUCAAAAUUUGCAAAUUAAAUGUCUCUUUGCAGUCAGAGCGGGUUCAAGAAUCUGCAGUAGAUAAUUGCUAUUUGAAAUCAGUGAAGUAUCCAGCAUUUUAGGGCUGUGAGGAUUGUGGCUGUUCUGCCUUAGUAAACCUUGAUUGAUUUGGUAAAUAAGCAUUUCAACUUCUCUCUUUAAAAUAAAUAAGCAAUUUUAUUGCUUUAUUGCUUACCUCUGUAUGGGAGGUAAACAAGCUCUCAAGCAGUAGCCCCAUAAUAACAAGAGCCCAAGUGCCAUCUGUCACAGAGAAUUUUGUCCCUUUAUGCACAAUAGCCUCUUAUAGCAUUAGGUCCAUUGUAGGUUAAUUGAUUAGCAGAGAUCCUCCUUUCAGUUGUUCCUGCUUUUCUUCACUAAAGGACCAUAUCGCUCAUCUCCAUUUCCUUUUCUCUCUCCCAUAUUAGCAUACUAAUCACCCUGAACUCCCACUGCUAAAAAACUCUAUCUGUUUUAUACUGGGGGAGGGGAGGAGAAAUAAACUGGCAUUUCCUGAGA
Apus apus (common swift) is the source of this 10424-nucleotide messenger RNA. RefSeq names its product insulin induced gene 2 (gene INSIG2). Gene Ontology annotation, cellular component: SREBP-SCAP-Insig complex; endoplasmic reticulum. Gene Ontology annotation, biological process: cellular response to insulin stimulus; SREBP signaling pathway; SREBP-SCAP complex retention in endoplasmic reticulum. NCBI's taxonomy places the organism in Eukaryota, Metazoa, Chordata, Aves, Apodiformes, Apodidae. The transcript is spliced from 6 exons. The record is from RefSeq and is a predicted model, not a curated record. The coding region runs from base 217 to 894 and encodes 225 amino acids.